UAGGAAGUGCUUCCGGUAAGGGAAGGAAAGCGGCCUAGAAUUCCGAAUCCAUCAACAUGGGAAUGCAAAUAGCUACAAGACGAGAAUAUGGACACGCGAAGAAUUACUCAGAUAUAUAAACUCGUUUGGCGGAAAUGAUGAAAUCAAAAAUAAAAUGUGGUAUCCAGCAACAGCAACAUAUCCCUACGUGCAACUUGUUCGUGAUGGACAUCUACCUUCUUCAGUCCCCCUUUUCGAUGUCGCCAGACUUCAGGGUUUGGAGGCCACCUCAAGUUCUCUAUAUCCUGGGACCUUCCCAACAAGAAUUCUAUCUGGUUACUGCUGGCGGUCUGAUUCGAGAUGGAGACACAGUUUAUAUGCUCGUGGUUCAAGACGUCUCCCUAAUGGGCUGGUGUUCAUGUAAAGGAAGCGGGUCAUCGGCAAGACACCACUCGAGCUGCACUCCAGUAUCAAAGCACAUCAUCUACCAACAAGAUCUGCAACAAGAUCCUGUGGGGCUCAUCGGCUCGCUUGUUCACUAUUCCAUCGACCAAGGAUACGGGCUUGUCCGCGUAAACCCCGAGUGGUUCGCCGGCGACGAGGAAGCCGUGGCACAAGAAGCCAUUCCUAUCGAGCAGCUAGAGGCACACACCGACGAGCCUGAAAUAAUGGACUUUAUCGAGUUCACCACCGCAAGUGGUGAGGAGGUUACUGGUGUCAUUGUGGCCUCGCAGAAUCAUUGCGUGCAGUCUGGCAGCGGUCGAAGAAGAAUCGCGGCUCUCGUAGUUAACACAUCGAGUUACUCUGUCAAACCCGAAGACUGCGGCGCAUGGGUUCGGAGAUCAAUCGCAUCUGAUCGACCGAUGUUACUCGGACAUAUUGUUGGAUUCAGCGAAAACGAAAGUUACGGCAUGCUACUUCUGCCGUUCAAUCGAUUCAGGGACGACAUGCGCAGGACACUUCGUCGAAAGGUUUUCAACAUGCUCGGCUGAAAUCGAAGAUAAUAUGGCUACAUAGUGACCGCGGUGGUCAGCAAAACGGGUAAUAACUGGCACUGUCUGAAAUAACUGGGAUCUGAGAAAAUUAGAUGACAAGAAGCGUCACCGCUGCAUGGAGAAUUGGGAUUAGCAUUGUAUCACACGGCAAGGCAUUGUCGGUUUUAACAUCGGCAGGUAUACGAUGUUUUUUUCCACUGUUUAUCGGUUGCACAUUCGUUCAAUUUUUUUCUGCGUCACAUUUACCAGAGAGAGUUAGAAAGCCAGAUAGAAUAAAUAUCUCAUCGCCAACACUGAAGCAAAGAGAUGAUGGGGUAAAAUAAGUACUUGUACUUCAAAAUGCCCCAUAGAGAUAAACAACCUUUGAAAAGAUGUUCAUAACUGC
Messenger RNA from Pseudomassariella vexata, 1359 nucleotides. RefSeq lists its product as uncharacterized. The record is from RefSeq and is a predicted model, not a curated record. The transcript has a single exon. NCBI's taxonomy places the organism in Eukaryota, Fungi, Ascomycota, Sordariomycetes, Amphisphaeriales, Pseudomassariaceae. The coding region runs from base 135 to 971 and encodes 278 amino acids.